AUGACUUGAAUUCAAGAAGGAGGUUUCAAGACACUUAUCCUUCAAUUUUUGACUGCUGCUUUGGACCCUUUUAUGGGACUGGCAUCUCAGUGGGUCUUUUUAUUUUUUGGUGGGUGGAGGGGGAGGGUUGUUGCCCUUGGCCAGUGUCCCUCCUACUUGAAAAAAUAAAUAAAUAAAAAUAUCACCACCCAUAUCUUCCCAACACAAAUACUGACAACAGACCCUGUGUCAGGCUGUAUGUACCAGAUGAGGCCGUGUCAAUGCUCACCUUUGAGAACGUCAUAUUUGAGGCGCCUGACGUGAGACAGCAACUCAUAGCCAAGGUUGCUGUCGUCUCCGCUAGCUGGACUGGUGGUGUAUCCCUCACAUCUGGUCAUCAAGGAGUACCCCAUGGUCAAGUCCUUGCACACCGAUCUGUUCUGAUGGAAGCAGUUGGAGGGUGUGGAGGAUGUGUUGGAGGAUGGAGUGCUGAGUAUGUUGCUGCAGUCAGUAGACAUGCUGGCUGCUGGCUGACGGAGUGUACUGUGGCCCCGUUGAUUUCACUCUCAGCAGUGACUCCAAGAAGACCAUAGCAGAGUACCAGGAUGGCCAAGGAAAUCCAUCUCAAAUACCCAGAGAUCCUCCAUGCCGCUCACCCCUUCUUCCUCUCCCUCAAGUUUGUGGGUGCUGGUGGCUCUCUCUUGGAUGGAGCAGUUUUCGUGGAUCUAUUCACCUGAGAACAACUUGUCAACAAUUCCUGUGGAUGUCGUCAUCAGCGAGGUCAGUGUUAGAUACCAACUUGCUGCUCAGGUGUCUGUUGUACCUGCUGGUUGGCAUCUCCACUUUGUCUCUCCUGGCUUGGUGGUGUAUCCUGAAAAUUUGGAGAUCCAGGAGAACUCUGUCACCAAGAACGUGCAAAUGAAUGUCAUUGGGUGGCUGAUGGCAGCUCCUCAAGUGAACCCAGAGAUCACUGGGCUAAAGUACAGCAAGAUGAGUGCCUUGGAGAAGCUGUGCCUUGAGUUGAAGGCUGCAGUCACCAUCAGAAAAAGAGCAAAGCUGCAACAAGUCAUCCAAGUACUUUGUCAAGAAGGUUUAUGUUGAAGGCAACCUCCUGCACUGCUCUCAGGAGAACAGUGGGACUCAUGACCGCCUCCAAGACCCACAGAGGAUUGGAAGGCAUAAAUUCAAUCUUGGAUAACUAUUGACAUUUAAAACUGGUGACUCCACUUGUCAGAUUGUAGGUGGGAAAGUUUUAGGAUUGAUUGAUGGGAACAUUGUUGAUCUAAAUUCUUUUUUGGUAAAGUACUGUAAAUCACUUGCAUGUGAAGUUUCAAAUGGAUGAAAUAGCAUGAAUGGUAUUGUAGUUGAAUUGUUCUUUGCAGCUGGAAAAAAAAAUUAGGGUCGAUUGAUGGGAAAACUAUUGUUCAAAAUCCUUUUAUUGUAAACUAGAUCAUGUACAUAGUUGUGAAAUUUUUUUGGAAAUGAAAUAGCAUGAAUGAUGAUGAUAAUGUUUUUGUUGUACUAUGGGUAAACCAUUGGAAAAAAUGUAGUAGUUAUGAACAAAAUUGGAUUAACUAAACAUCACUGAGGUUGUAGUUGUGAAAUUUUGGUGUAAAUUAAUGUAAACAAUGAAAUACUUAAUCAUUAAAGUUUUAAUCUUAUAUUAGGAGUCAUUGGAAAUUAGCUAAAAUAAACACCCUUAUAUCAUCUUAA
Scylla paramamosain (green mud crab) is the source of this 1692-nucleotide messenger RNA. RefSeq lists its product as uncharacterized. The record is from RefSeq and is a predicted model, not a curated record. NCBI's taxonomy places the organism in Eukaryota, Metazoa, Arthropoda, Malacostraca, Decapoda, Portunidae. The coding region runs from base 625 to 1080 and encodes 151 amino acids. The transcript is spliced from 7 exons.